Molecule: messenger RNA, 2274 nt
Organism: Didymodactylos carnosus
Lineage: Eukaryota; Metazoa; Rotifera; Eurotatoria; Philodinida; Philodinidae
Source: the annotation of a GenBank genome assembly
AUGACAACUUUAUUAAUGUUCACGAUCUCCUUGAAUGCCAUUAUUAGUGCAGUAGUCCCACUACCAUUUCCUGAUUGUCAAAAAGGUCCAUUAGCAGCCUAUCCUAUCUGUGAUGCAUCAUUAUCGUAUCGAGUUCGUGCAAUGGAUUUAAUCAGCCGUAUGACAACAACGGAAAAAAUUACUCAGAUGGUUAAUACUGCACCAGCAAUCGAACGUCUUGGUUUACCGGGUUAUGAAUGGUGGAGCGAGGCUUUACAUGGUAUUGCCUAUAGCCCUGGGGUAUCAUUUGGAGGCGAUUUUCCAUCUGCAACAUCAUUUCCGAUGCCAAUUAAUUUGGGAGCUAGUUUUAAUACUCGUAUUGUUUAUCAAAUAGCACAAAUUAUAUCAACAGAAGCAAGAGCUUUCUCAAAUGCUGGACGAGCUGGUCUGACAUACUUUACCCCUAAUAUAAAUAUAUUUCGUGAUCCGAGAUGGGGAAGGGGGCAAGAAACACCGGGUGAAGAUCCGUUUCUGACAUCACGAUAUGUUUAUGCACUAAUCGAUGGGCUACAAAAGGGUGAUGAUCCAAGAUAUUUGAAAAUUGCAGCUGACUGUAAACAUUUCAACGCGUAUGAUCUUGAGAAUUGGAAUGGUACUGAUCGUUUCCAUUUUGAUGCUAUUGUUACAGAUCAGGAUCUGGUUGAAACAUUCUUACCCCCGUUUGAAAGUUGUAUUCGUGAUGCCCAUGUAGCGAGUAUUAUGUGUAGUUAUAACGCUAUUAACGGAGUUCCUUCGUGUGCAAACACAUUUGAGUUACAAAAGAUCGCACGCGAAUCAUAUCAUUUGGAUGGUUUUGUCGUUUCUGAUUGUGGUGCUGUUGGUACAAUUAUGGACACUCAUCAUUACACAAAAACUGUUCAGGAUACGGUUGCUGUAGCAUUACAUGCUGGAACAGAUUUGAAUUGCGGUGAUUUUUAUUUGAAACAUACCGCUGAUGCUUUAUCCAAUAAAACAAUCGUCGAAGCGGAUAUUGACCAAGCUCUACAACGAAAUUUUGAAGUAUUAAUACGAUUAGGCUAUUUUGAUUCACCUGAUGGACAACCUUAUAGAAAAUAUUCGAAAACCGACGUUAAUACAGAUGUGGCGCAAGUAUUAUCAGUACAAGCAGCUCAUGAAAGCAUUGUUCUGUUAAAAAAUCAAAAUAAUGGAUUACCAUUAAAAGUCGAUACUAUGGCAGGAAAGAAAGUUGCCUUAAUUGGUCCAACUGCAAAUGCUACGAUCUUACAACAAGGCAAUUAUUAUGGUGCGGCUCCGUAUAUUAUUAAUCCUAUUGUUGGUUUCCAAGCUGUAACUGCUGGAAAAGAUAUCGAUGUUCAAUUUGCAUAUGGUUGUGAAAUUGCUGGCACGGACACAUCGGGUUUCGAAGCCGCACUUCAAUUGGCUCGAUCGGCGGACUAUGUUUUUUUUUUUGGUGGUCUUAAUCAAUCGAUUGAAGCUGAAGGUUUAGAUCGUACAUCAAUCACCUUACCGGGCGUUCAGAUGACUUUACUUGAACAAGUGGCAAACAUAAGUAAAGCUCCGAUUCACGUUGUUAUUAUGUCAGGUGGUGGAGUUGAUUUGACAGUUGCACGAGAUUCACCUCGAGUUGAUAGUAUUACAUGGAUGGGCUAUGCGGGUCAAGCGGGAGGACUCGCCAUCGCCAAUGUUAUAUUUGGUUUGUACAAUCCUGCAGGACGAUUACCUGUAACUAUUUAUCCGACUGACUACGUUAAUCAAGUGAGCAUGUUUAAUAUGAAUAUGCGUCCAGGUGAUGCAAAUCCUGGUAGAACGUACAAAUUUUAUACAGGUGAAGCUGUUUAUGAAUUUGGUCACGGCUUAUCUUAUACAACAUUUUCAUAUGACUGGGGACAGCCAUCGAAAAUAUCAGUGAUUGAUAUCACCACUUUGAUGAAAACAGGUUACAAUGAUCGAACAAUAACAGAUACUUAUCGUGUGAAUGUGACAAACACUGGAAUGGUGGCAGGAGACGAUAUCGUUUUGGCCUAUGUGAAAGCAACGAAUUUGCCGAAAUUUAUUCAGCCACCACUAAAACAAUUGUUUGGAUUUGAGAGGAUCCAUUUAAAUGUUGGUGAAACACAAGAGGUGUUUUUUCCAUUAACAAUACGAGUAUUAUUGAGUGUGGGGAAAGACGGUUCAACAUGGUUACAUCCUGGUACAUAUAAAAUCUUUAUUGGAAAUGAUGCUCAUAUAUCGUGUAAGAUAAAAUUAGUUGGGAUUUCAUCAAGAUGGGCGUAA